AUGGCACCAAGCGACGAUGGAACAGGAAAGUCGUCCAACCCCAACAAUGACGCCUCUGACUCCACUGCCACUGCCGUUGCUGCUGCCGUCGCGGAUAAUGAAGAUACCAUGGAAAAGGCUGCCCAUACCGAUGUUGUCAGAACUAGCAGGAACAGCAGAGGCAUCAAAAAUAGCACUUCACGCACAACAACAACCGUUACAACAAAAGCAACAAGAGCAGCAGCUGCAACAGCAACAACAUCAACAGAAACCGAAGUGGAGACCAUAAAUGAGACUACAACAGCACAAAGAAGUAUCAGGCAGUCGUCCGCAAAGUCUACACCUGCCGAUGGAGGUGCUCUUGGACUCACGGAACGGUAUCAGGAACGAAUGAAGACUCGAAUCCGAGGAGCAGGAGCGCACAAGUCAGAAUAUAAAGGAUUCACGCUAAAGGGCAUCAAGAGCAGCAAACCAACGGCCGGGCAGGCGGAGCAGGGAGAGCGGUCAGAGGGGCAGACGACAGAGAUUGAUACGGAUACAACAUCUGCUUCUGCACUGGCCGACAAGGAGCCACGGAGGACAAAGUCAACACCAGGGCCAUCGCAUACGACUCCUCUUCCAGGCAGUACUGGCUCUCGACGAUCUACAGCAGGUCCUCGGGCCUCGACCCCCAGUCUCAAAGAGAUGCUUGCCCAACCAUCGACAACUAUUCCUAUUUCAUCAAGCAACCGAAUGACACGAGCCUCGAGUCGGUACACUGGCCAGUCGCCGAGUUUCAAGCUUGCAUGGGGAAAAACCCUUGUCGUUUCGGAGUCAAGGAGACAGGAGGCAGCCCAGGCACGGGAAAAUGGAGUGGCAACACCAGCAACAGCACCAAAGAAUGUGGCGACACCAGCAUUAGCAGCAGUACCGGCGACCGACAACAGUGUAAUAGACGACCUCGAAGGUUUUGACGGUUUUGGUGACGGUGGUAUGUCUCCUAGUCCGCCACGGGACACGCUAACUCCAGAACCUGGACGACGAGAGAAUUUUCCGGCCAAGAGGAAGUCAGCUAGUAUCAUUGCACCCGAGGCCACCUCAGCCGCUUCUGAUACAACAGCCGCUACUCGUAAACCCAGCCUUGUUCUCGCUAAACGAAGACGACUUAUUCAGGAGGAGGUUGAUGAGAACGAAGAGCCGCUGCUGUCGAUUGAGAAUCAUCCCAAGGCAGCCAUGGCAACGCCCAAGGACUCGAUUCGCGGGCGAACGACUAAGCCGACUACCAUCACGAAAGAAAGCGCGCGCGACCAACCGACAAAGGAACCCGCCACUGUCGCCAAAGAUUCCAAAGUGCCAUAUGACGCUAUUUCCAGGAAGGCCUCGACCAAGAAGUCAAGACAGACAGGAGUAACGAAGGCCAAGUCGACAGGCUCUUCAACGACCAAGCCGGCCAAGACGUCGCAAAAUUCCCUUAUGCCGCUGAAACAGACGUCAUUGAUGCAACUAAACACGCAGCUCAGCAGGACGGACCUUAAGGAUAGUUCGACAUCAUUGGCAUCUCGGAAUCGUGGCGUGACGGACGAUGAUUCUGAGGACGAACGCGAAUUCGAGGAUAUGCUCCAGAAGCAAAUGUCAAAGGCACCGAGUCGAAAGAGUUCAACCAAAAAUACGACAGCCAAGAAAGGCAAGGGACCCUCUAGGGACACUGUCAAGAACUACCAGCAGCUUCAGAUCAACUGCCUCAAGUUCUUUGGUCCUGCUGCGGCUAUUGCGAAACCGGCGAUCGUCAAGAAUCAGGCUAUUGGCAAAAAACUGCUCACAGAGGCCGAUGGCGAAGAGGCAGUAGCCCAAGGGAAGAAGGCUGUCCAGAGCAUUCUGCAAAUCGAGAGAGCGCCCCUGAGCGAGAUGGAUGUGAUUGCUGAGGCUGUCCGCGAUGUUGUCAACGCUUACAUUGAUUCGGUCGAAGAUCAGGCUAUGGUGAAAAACUUGCAAGCUCUGAGGUCAGAACUGGAAACUCGUCUUAUCGAGCAGGUUGACAUGCUGGAUGAUCAGUCAUUGUUGCGGGCGUCGGUCAAAAAGGCGGCGGCGGUAAAGAGGGAACUCCGGGUGCAGCUUCUAGAGACCCAGAGGCGGCGACAAAAGACCCGACAAGAGUUGGCGAAAGUUCGGGCUGCGUUUGAGCGGGAGGAGAGGGCUCGGCAGCGUCUGGAGGAGACGCACAAGUUUUUGACUGAUCUCGAGUCUUUGCGGGACGAGGUCGCAGGGUCGGACGGCGAGAACAGCGAGGAUGAUACUUCAGGACAACAGAUCUAUGGCUCAUCGCAUGAUAAUGUCAAGACUGGAUUGCAGAGCUAUAUUGCGACGGUGGGAGCGCGAUCUGGUGGAGCAGGAGCACAAGAUGGCACGGAUACCCGACCUGGAAUGCUGGGAGCCCUCGUAGAAUUUAAUCGACUGCUGGAGACGAUGGUUAAGAAUACGCCAACCAGGGUCGAUGUCUCUGGGUCUAGGUCUGAUAGUGACAGCAGUGAUUAUGAAUUGUAA
This is a messenger RNA of Linnemannia hyalina, 2499 nucleotides long. NCBI's taxonomy places the organism in Eukaryota, Fungi, Mortierellomycota, Mortierellomycetes, Mortierellales, Mortierellaceae. The record is from the annotation of a GenBank genome assembly.